GACCAUGGUUUUCUGCGGAGGGGGCAAGGACAGGUGUGGGCUAGCCUGAGCUCCCGCACUUCACGAGCCGAGGCAUCAGGAUGCCAGUGAGCAAGACCAUCGUCAAGAAGGGAAACGGUGCCGAGGUCUCCCGUGGGCAAUAUGUUACCGUUCACUGCAAAGGAUCUUUUCAGAACGGGGUCGUGUUUUGGGACACCAAAGACCCUAUGUACGAUGUGUUCGAAUUCCAAGUGGGGAAGCAGCAGGUGAUCAAAGGCUGGGACGAAGCGAUACCCGGCAUGCGAGUGGGGGAGAUCGCGACCAUCACUUGUGGCCCCGACACAGCAUAUGGAUCCCAGGGGUUUGAGGCCUGGGGAAUUCCCCCGCAUGCAACUUUGGUAUUUGAGAUUGAAAUAGUUGCAUGCCGCGAGCAACGAUACUUGUGAAAGACCCUGAUGAAAACAACAAUGAAAGAGGGAACAGGGGCAACGGCCCACCCCGGUUAUGAUUACAAACUCGUAUCAUCUCCCUCGGCGGAAUAGUAGUUGGAAUAGUUUUCGAGAAUUUUAGGAUCAUUGAAUAAAAUAGAAUACAUCUU
Guillardia theta CCMP2712 is the source of this 577-nucleotide messenger RNA. RefSeq lists its product as hypothetical. The transcript is spliced from 7 exons. Bases 81 to 425 code for a protein of 114 amino acids. Gene Ontology annotation, molecular function: peptidyl-prolyl cis-trans isomerase activity. NCBI's taxonomy places the organism in Eukaryota, Cryptophyceae, Pyrenomonadales, Geminigeraceae. The record is from RefSeq and is a predicted model, not a curated record.